UUUUUCCGUAUGUGUUGGUGUCGUGGAACAACUAGCCCGGUGUUGCCUAGCCGUUCGAGAACCUGUUCACGAUAUUCCGCCUGCAUGUUCGUUCCUCCUCGCUGCCUUAGAAUUUUUAGCUGCCUUAGCGGACCAUUGUCCAGAGGAUUUGGAUCCUACACACCUAGUUAGCACCCUACACGGCACCGAGCUGCUGGGCUGCGUCUCCAUGCUGUACGGGUCCCUGCUGCCACCCGCCUCCACCCCCAGAGUCGAGGGACAGUCGCCGCCGGUAAUUCCGGUUCCCUGUUUAAGUUUGGCCACGGCUACUUUUAAACUCCUAAGAAGGGUUGCGGAGCUGGAUCUCAACAAGUUCCAGGAGGUUCUAGGUGCGGAAGGAAUAUCUUUGCAGUUCCGGCAUAUUUGCAGUCACCUUCUCUGGUGCUGUGCCUCUCCCACUAUUCCGAAAACCAAUGGAAAAGAAGAUUCCAUCAGCGCCGAUGCCUAUCAGGAGCUACUCCAUCAGGUUAUCAUAGUCACCGGUUAUUUCGCCAUCGAAAACAACGAAAACCAGAUGCUCUUGGUCAGCGGACAACCACCGUCGGUUCUACAACAGCUGUGCUCCUUACCUUUCCCUUACUUUUCCGUAUAUUCCUUAACCAAUAUUCUGUUUCCAACGCUUUUGGCCUGCUGUUCCGGAAAUCCGCAAACCACAUCAGUGCUUAAACAGGAGCUUUCGUAUGACCUUCUAGAAGAAUUUCGCAAUUCAGAUACCGGCAAGCAACACCGCUUAGUUAAGUUAUUAUCCAAAAAGACAGUAGUUUAAUCCAAGGCACUGUAAUGAAAAUUAAUAAAUGUAGUAACUACUUUGUAAUUACUUUGUACUUUUAUGAUGUAUUAUUCCACUAGUUAUUAGAAAUUUAAGUUCUGUUUAAUCCCUAGUAAAUUUAUUAACUUUCUGGAUCAAAUUUUACACUGUUACUGCUCACGGAAAGACUGAUCGUAAUUCAUAGUAUGUACGGGUCAGUUCUGCUUUACGGCGAGGAUGAGCAUUUGUUUCAAAUGUGAUGUGUAAGGUUUGUGACUAUAUUUAACAUUAUUUAAUAAUAAAUUGUAUCUUCGUUAUAAUUUUAAAAUGCAGCACUCUUUUAUUUAUUUGAAAAUUCCUUUAGUUCUCUUGUGAUCUAGUUUAUAAUUAAUGACAAAUAUUCGAAAGGUCAAAUCCUAAUAUAUUUUUAUGUAUA
Messenger RNA from Anoplophora glabripennis (Asian longhorned beetle), 1223 nucleotides. RefSeq names its product S phase cyclin A-associated protein in the endoplasmic reticulum-like. The transcript is spliced from 5 exons. The record is from RefSeq and is a predicted model, not a curated record. The annotation marks the transcript as partial. Lineage: Eukaryota; Metazoa; Arthropoda; Insecta; Coleoptera; Cerambycidae.